This is a messenger RNA of Ctenocephalides felis (cat flea), 1973 nucleotides long. It is a transcript of the gene TTLL12, whose product is annotated as tubulin--tyrosine ligase-like protein 12. The record is from RefSeq and is a predicted model, not a curated record. Gene Ontology annotation, biological process: protein modification process. Bases 156 to 1973 code for a protein of 605 amino acids. The transcript has 2 exons. Lineage: Eukaryota; Metazoa; Arthropoda; Insecta; Siphonaptera; Pulicidae.
UGAUAUUCUAGUAGUAUUGCAGACUUGCAACCGUUAGUUGCACACUUCAUGUUGCGUUGCCUGUGUGCUGCGCAACUUAGAACGUUGUUUUAUGUCGUUUAAGUCAUAUACAUCCCGACACCUUUCACUAUCUAUACUGACAUCAUAUCAUUAUAAUGUAUGAAGAAUUUGUAACUUUGCAUAAACCACAACUGUUGGCAUGUGGUGUUCCUGAAAUAUAUUGGCCCACUCUUUAUAAAAAGUUAGAAAGUGAUGAUUUAGAAUCAAGCAACGUCUUCCAAGUACUGCAGAUAGAUUAUGCGGAUGAUGUAAAACAACCUGGAGAUCCUAAUUUCACCGUUCAGGUAACUCAUGAGCAGGGUAUCAGUAAUAAUGAUCCGCAAGAUAUAUUUUUGAUUGAUCAUGCUUGGACCUUUCGAAUCAGUGAUAGAAGAAAAUUGCUCUCAGAAAUUCCAUCACUCAGAGAUCGCAUGGCCAGCAUGUUGGGAAUAGAUAAUGUAAAUGAUAUAAAUGAGGUCAUAGAAUGUAUUUGCAAUGAAAUGUGGAAAUAUUGUUUAUACUAUACCAUGAGUGGUUUAAGUUCUGACAUUGAGCAUAGUAUGCCUGUUUGGUAUAUGAUGGAUGAACUAGGAUCUAGGAUUCAACAUAGUGAUAAUCCUAAUGUUAUUGUAACACCAUUUUUAUAUAUUACGAAGCAAAUCACUUAUAGCAUUUUAUUUCCACUAAGAAGUAUUGCCCAAAAUGAAUAUCUUCUGAGAGAUUAUGUAGUAGGAAUUCCUAUUGAAAGUGAAUAUCGAAAGGCAUUGCUUCAUCCUUGGCACCCAUGUGAUUUUACAAUGGAAAGUUUUACCCAAACUACACCUUCGAAAGAAUAUUUUUUAAGUGGUAGGAUUGAUGAAACAUUACCUGUUGUUGAAUCUUUUCCCACCUUUUGCUCAAGAGCACUUAAGGUUUUUACACAAUAUAAAUAUGUACACAAAUAUCUGACUCAUCCUAAUUUUGAAAUAUGUGAUGAUGAAUCAUCAGCGGAUAUAUUAUGGUAUACACAACAUUUUAAAAACUAUGAAGAGUUAUCACUUAAUAGACCUAAUACAUUUGUAAACCAGUUUCCAUUUGAAAAUGUCAUAACAAUUAAGGAUUUAUUAAGUGCCAUAUGCCGUAUUGAUAACAUUGAACAUCAUGAUAUAAAUUCUUUGGACACUUAUCCAGAAUGGCUUCCAACUACUUACAAUUUAGAAACUGAGCUUAUACAGUUUGUAAGUUAUUUUCAAAAUAGACUUAAAAAAAAGCUAGAUAAUACAUGGAUUUUGAAGCCUUUUAAUUUAGCUAGGGGUUUAGACACCCAUAUCACAAACAAUUUGAAUUGUAUAUUGCAAAUUUGUAGAUCAGGACCAAAAAUUGUACAAAAAUAUAUAGAAAAUCCUGUAUUAUUUUUAAGACCCGAUACAAAUAUAAUGGUAAAGUUUGAUAUUCGGUAUGUAGUGUUAUUAAAAUCUAUAAAGCCAUUAGAUGUUUAUAUUUAUAACAAUUUCUUCUUACGUUUUGCUAAUAAAUCAUUUAGUCUUGAUAAUUUUGAUGAAUAUGAAAAACAUUUCACAGUAAUGAAUUAUGAUGAAAAUGCAACAUUAUUCCAUCUCAAAUGUGAAGAGUUCAAAACAGAAUGGGUUAAACAAUAUCCAGACCAUAAUUAUACCAAUAUAGAAAAAAUGAUUAAGCAAAUGCUCAAACAAGUAUUUUUAUGUGCAACAAGUAAGGAUCCACCAAUGGGAAUUAAAGAAAACCCACAAUCAAGAGCUUUAUAUGCAGUUGAUUUAAUGUUGAAUUGGCACCAAACGCAAAUUAGACCAAAACUUCUGGAAGUAAAUUGGAUGCCAGACUGUAAACGAGCUUGCGAAUAUUACCCUGACUUUUAUAAUGACAUUUUUGAAUUGCUAUUCUUAGAUAAAACCAAUACAAAUUUUCAAAAAUUAUAG